CCGGCGGCCCGGCGGUGCCAGCAUGUCCGCCGCCGUGGCGUGCCUGGACUACUUCGCCGCUGAGUGCUUGGUGUCCAUGUCCGCGGGCGCCGUGGUUCACCGCCGCCCGCCGGACCCCGAGGGCGCGGGCGGAGCCGCCGGCUCGGAGGUGGGUGCGGCGCCGCCGGAGUCCGCUCUGCCGGGUCCGGGGCCACCGGGACCCGCGUCGGUCCCCCCGCUCCCCCAGGUCCCCGCCCCCAGCCCCGGCGCGGGCGGCGCCGCGCCCCACCUGCUGGCUGCAAGCGUCUUGGCUGACUUGCGCGGCGGCUCUGGGGAGGGCUUCGGGGAGAACUCGGAGGAAGCUCUGCGCGCCUCGCCCGGCUCCUCCGGCCCGACCCUGGGCUCAGAGCCGGCCCCGGCCUCCAGCGCGGCGGAGCUCUCCGGACCCGCGCACUCCUCUGGCGCGCUCGCGGUCCCCGGAGCGCCUGCCGUCCCCGGAGCGCCUGCCGUCCCUGGGGCGGUCCCGGGCGAGGCCCCUGGGGCCUGCCCCGCCCCCGCCACAGGUCCAGUGCCCCGUCGGAGGCCGGUGACACCUGCUGCCAAGCGCCAUCGCUGCCCCUUUCCGGGCUGCAACAAAGCCUAUUACAAGUCGUCGCAUCUGAAGUCCCACCAGCGCACCCACACGGGUGAGCGCCCUUUCUCCUGCGACUGGCUCGACUGCGACAAGAAGUUCACGCGCUCCGACGAGCUGGCCCGCCACUACAGGACGCACACGGGCGAGAAGCGCUUCUCCUGCCCCCUCUGCCCCAAGCAGUUCUCCCGGAGCGACCAUCUGACCAAGCACGCUCGCCGCCACCCAGCCUAUCAUCCCGACAUGAUCGAGUACCGCGGGCGCCGUCGCACUCCCCGCGUGGACUCGCAACCCACCGGUGUGGUGGACAGCUCCGGCUCCGUCCCCGGCCAGGCGCCCAGCCUCACCACCUGCCUGUCUGACAGUCAUUGCUGUUAAUCGUCCCAGCAAGGACGGUUCCCCCAGGCCGUUGUCCCUGCCUUUUCUUUGCCCGUCCCUCUUUUCCCAGAGUCGUUAGACCAAGGCACAAGACUGGUUCCUCCGCUUCGAGGGUCGGUUCAGGCAGGCACGUUGGACCCUGGGGAGGGACUGGGGGCCCGAAAAUAGCAGGAAUUCUUACAACAGGUAUAUCAACCUAAAAAGGAGGGUUGCCUCAAGACAGCCCUCUGGAACUGAUGAGAAGGGAUGAACCCCGGUACUCUCCCAGAGUCCUGAAGAUUCUCCCUUCCGUGGAACCAGAGAUGUGAAACUGGAAUUCUCAGGUGCCUGAGGAGCUUCCAGUCUCAAAGAACUCUGUGUCUUACCCACCCACCAGGGCGGACCUUGGAGAGGGUGUUAGGGGUGGCAGUCUUGGAAAUGUCCAGGACUGGGAUGGUGAGAGGCCUUUGGAAACAGAAAUGAUUUCUAUUUCUGUAAA
This is a messenger RNA of Odobenus rosmarus divergens (Pacific walrus), 1466 nucleotides long. It is a transcript of the gene KLF14, whose product is annotated as Kruppel-like factor 14. The transcript has a single exon. Gene Ontology annotation, biological process: regulation of transcription by RNA polymerase II. Lineage: Eukaryota; Metazoa; Chordata; Mammalia; Carnivora; Odobenidae. Bases 23 to 988 code for a protein of 321 amino acids. Gene Ontology annotation, molecular function: RNA polymerase II cis-regulatory region sequence-specific DNA binding; DNA-binding transcription factor activity, RNA polymerase II-specific. The record is from RefSeq and is a predicted model, not a curated record.